UCUGCGGAGGACAGAAGCCCAGACUGGAACACCUCUUCCCUGACUGAAACCCUGGAUGAUUAUAAACAGGAACUCACAGAAAACCGGACACUUGGACGUAAAGGAAGACCUUUUUUUGGGGUGAAUAAGUCGCCAGUGGCUGCAUUAAAGUGCUGUAUUGGAGUGUUUGAGAGGAAGUGAUUUCGCAGAGGAUUUGGGAUGCUGGGUCCCCUUGCGCUCCGCUCCUUGCUGUGCGUGCUGAGCUGCGCGUGGCUGCGCACCGGAGCCUCGCGCCUGAAGUCUCCGGCUCUGCCCAUCCAGUCCGAGAGGGAGCCGCUGCCCUCCAAAGGCUUGGCCGGAUGCUCGUUCGGAGGUCGCUAUUAUUCUCUGGAGGACACAUGGCACCCAGACCUGGGCGAGCCCUUCGGAGUCAUGCACUGUGUUCAGUGUUACUGCGAAACUCAAAAGAGCCGUCGUGGGAAGGUGUUUGGGAAAGUGAACUGUAAGAACAUCAAACAGGACUGUCCCGAGCUGGACUGCUCUGACGCGGUGCUGCGGCCCGGACACUGCUGCAAGUCCUGCCCCACAGGUAACACACACACACAACAUAAGCAUCUCCUCCUGCUGUCCUCUGGCUUUCAGAGACACAUUCAUCCGUAUGUGCCCUUUAACAAGGUGACAUCCUCCAGGUAUGAGAUAAACCAGAACAUGUUCCUGCUUCCUCCUAUGUUUGCCUUCUUCCUGCCCCUCUGCUUAUUCAGUCGCUCUGCAGAGCAGCUGUUAGAGGCAGGGAGCGGGUCGAUUGAUUUUUCCUUCAACCGCAUCAAGAGAACAUUUUGUAUCUGUGGAGUGUGGAAGAACCUGGGGAAGCCUCUGAUCCGUCAGCUGCAGACGGAGCAGAUGAGGAUCGUUAUGAGCUCAGCGAGCGGCGGACAGAACGAGGUGGAGGGGAAGAUCAUCAAACACAGAGCGUUGUUCGCUGAGCCCGUGUUGGUGCCGAUCCGAGUCCAGCUGGUGUAUCGGCAGCACGUCCUGAGAGAGAUCCGAGCCAACAUCACCUCUCACGUGAGUUACAAUAACACCUCAUGGUCUGCAGUGAACAAGCUCCCCACCCCCCUGGCGGGUCACUUUGUCUCCCCCCCGGUGAGGACGGGUGCUUCGGGCCACGCCUGGGUGUCAGUGGACCGUCAGUGCCACCUUCACUAUGAGAUCGUGGUGACGGGGCUCAGCCGGACGGACGACCUGACGCUGAACGCUCACCUGCACGGCCUCGCUGAGAUCGGAGAGCUGGACGAGAGCAGCGCCACGCACAAGAGGCUGCUCACCGGAUUCUACGGCUCACAGGCUCAGGGCGUUCUGAAGGACAUCAGCGUGGAGCUGCUGCAGCAUCUGGACCAGGGCAGCGCCUUCAUCCAGGUCAGCACCAAGACCAACCCCCGAGGGGAGAUACGAGGACGGGUCCACGUGCAGAAUAACUGUGAGUUAGGGACCCGGGGGGAGAUGGAGGACUCUGAGUUUGACGACCUGUUUGUGAAAGACCCCGAGGAACUGAAGAAAGACCCUCACACCUGCUUCUUUGAGAACCAGCACCAGGCCCACGGCUCCCGAUGGACCCCAAACUACGACCGGUGCUUCUCCUGCAGCUGCCAGAAGCGAACUGUAAUCUGUGACCCCGUCAUCUGCCCGGUGUUGACCUGCUCCAAAACCCUCCAGCCCGAGGACCAGUGCUGCCCAGUCUGUGACGAUAGCAAAGACGUGACGGCUCCUGAGAAGGUGGAGGAGAAUCCUGAGGGUUGCUACUUUGAAGGAGACCAGAAGAUGCAUGCUCCAGGAACAACAUGGCAUCCCUUCGUGCCGCCCUUUGGAUAUAUUAAAUGUGCCGUGUGCACUUGCAAGGGCUCUUCUGGAGAGGUGCACUGUGAGAAGGUGACGUGUCCGGUGCUCAGCUGCUCCCACCCUGUGAGGAGGAACCCCUCGGACUGCUGUAAGGAGUGUCCUGAGGAGGAGGGCACCCCCCCAGGAGCAGUGGGGCUGGAGCACAGCGACAUGAUGCAGGCCGACGGACCCCGGCACUGCAAGUUCGGGAAGAGUUUCUACCAGAACAGCGACAACUGGCACCCCUGGGUUCCUCUGGUGGGGGAGAUGAAGUGCAUCAACUGCUGGUGUGACCACGGAGUGACUAAAUGUCAGAGGAAGCAGUGUCCCGCUCUGAGCUGCACCAACUUCAUCCGCAAGGAGGGGGUCUGCUGUCCUGAGUGCCUGGACUCCAAAGAGGAAGAAGUCCUGAUGACAAAAGCUCCGGACAAAAGGCGAAACUGGAGACACUGAAUCUGUGAGGAGACUCCAAAACAACUCCUUUCCAUUUAAACCCUUCCCAUCAACCCCACUGAUGGACCUGAACCCAGAACUGCACACUGGGACCCCGCCCCCUCACCCACCCUGUUAUCAGCUUCAGGAUUGUAACGAGCAGAAAAUAGCAGAGAUAAUAAUAUUAAAAAAACGUCCAAAGACUCUUUAAAUGAAGAUGAAGCUACGAAUAGGAGCAACCAGACUUUACACACCUUUCCUGCUUCGCAUUUUUGCUCAGUUUUUUUAAAUCAAAGGACAAAUACGCAGAAGUGAAACCGAGCUGGGACGCUCAGCUGGGUUUUUUCGGGAGUCCAACUUCGGUCGGAUUCCAUCGACAGGGCUUCUCUUCGAAGUUCAGCCAUAAAGCCUCUCACUGGAGAGAGAGGAUACGUGUGUGUGUGUGUGUGUGUGUGUGUGUGUGUGUGUGUGUGUGUGUGUGUGUGUGUGUGUGUGUGUGUGUGUGUGUGUGUGUGUGUGUGUGUGUGUGUGUGUUAAUUGUUAAUCAUUUUAAGUUUCUAAUAUGUUCUGAUGUUUUUGUAAAAGAUAGAAUGUUUUGCCACACGACAAUAUAUAUAAUUCAGUUAAAGCAAGGUUAAACAUAUUGUCAUGAUAAUAUCUCUUGGUGUUUGUUGAUGUAAUACUCAUGUUGACCACACGAGGCACCCUUACCGCUUAUUCUAAAUACCACUAAUAUGGAUUAAAACACACUUCUAGCCCCCCAAACAAAGUAAUGACAGUAAUGGUAACGUACCUGCUUACUCACACUAUAUAUAGCGUGUGUUUACAGUAGAGAAAUGAAAAUACACCUGAAGAAAGAAACCAUAAUUGAUGCUUUUUAAACAUGCUAGUUCAGUGGUAUCUUAGAAAAAGGAUCCUAACAAAUAAAUAAAUAAUUAGCAACAAAAUUAAACCCUUUUUCACCUGGCAAAAACGCAUUUCCCACCUUUUUUACCAAUUAAGGAAUUUAGAAACAUUGUCAUGGCAACAACGUGCCAUUAUAAGGAGAUAAAAA
Notothenia coriiceps (black rockcod) is the source of this 3340-nucleotide messenger RNA. It is a transcript of the gene chrd, whose product is annotated as chordin. The record is from RefSeq and is a predicted model, not a curated record. Gene Ontology annotation, molecular function: BMP binding. Gene Ontology annotation, biological process: negative regulation of BMP signaling pathway; dorsal/ventral pattern formation. NCBI's taxonomy places the organism in Eukaryota, Metazoa, Chordata, Actinopteri, Perciformes, Nototheniidae. Bases 199 to 2307 code for a protein of 702 amino acids. The transcript is spliced from 15 exons.